Podospora pseudopauciseta is the source of this 930-nucleotide messenger RNA. RefSeq lists its product as uncharacterized. The record is from RefSeq and is a predicted model, not a curated record. NCBI's taxonomy places the organism in Eukaryota, Fungi, Ascomycota, Sordariomycetes, Sordariales, Podosporaceae. Bases 430 to 930 code for a protein of 166 amino acids. The transcript has 3 exons.
GCUAGUUCCUCUUUACACCCUUCGGCAACAAGACCACAGUCUUCAAUGGCUCGCACAGUGCAGACCAAGCAGAAGCAGAGGAAUCAUGACCUGGUGAAAGCGGAGUUUCAGUCGGAGUCGCUGCUUAGAAAGCGAGCCCGCAGGGACUCUCCGCCUGUUUUUCCCAGAUCAAAUUACAAAAGAAAGGUGUGUUAAACUUUAUUGAUGUUAAAUGUCUUUUGACAAGGGCAGAAAGAAGGCAAGGACUCCGGCAGACCCAGCGACGAUGUCCAGGAAGAUGGCGAUGUCAUUGUGAGCCUUUCUGAAAGCGUUACUCUCACCAAAGGAAUCACUCGACCUCAUCAUCAAAUUGAUGGUCAAAUGACAAGAGCCCCUUGUCUAGAAUGUGUCUAUCGCCUGCCCAGACAGGGACUGUUCUAGAGUGCCCGAAUGAUCUCGACACCGCAGAGGUCCAGUACACUUGCGUUCCAUGCGCAGGGGCCGGUAAAGUUUGCCAGGCGGUGGAUUGGCAACUACGAUGACGGCGACGAGUACGACGACAGCGGCUUCUACAACACGGAAUGGGAGACUGAUGAAUCUUGGUUCUGGGCCCAAACUACAGAUGAGGCCGAAAAUGAUCACGGGCACACCAUGCAUGUGUUCAGCUGCCAUCCCGCCAACGAGGAGCUCAGAAAGGAGGUCUUCAUCAAGAUCCAUGAGUGGAAGUGGUCUAUAGACAGGCGCGUGAAACUGAAGACGAGGACGGAGUCGGAAGAGGAGAGAAAGGCCGCUAAAGAGCAAGCCCUGGACGAAUUGGCUCAGGCUUAUGAGAAGUGUAUUGAUGAGAGCCGCACUUUUGUCAAAUGGAAGCCAAGGAUGAGGGCAACGCAGAGGAAAAUGUCGAUGGUGAAAAAGGUGGUCUGGAGGCUAUGGGUGUCGGGCAGGACAUGA